ACAAGUCAACUCGCGGGAGGCGGCGGCGGCGCGGCAGCGGGGGUGCGGCCGAGGCCGGAGCCCUGCCCGGGGCAGGGCGGCGGGGCGGGCGGGCGAGCAGCGGGCGAGGCCGCGUCUGCUGGCGCGGUGCAGCCCCGGCAUAGCCCGGCGUAGCCCGGGGCUGCCCGUGCCGGCCGCGCCAUUGUUGGGGGAGGGGGCGGCUGUUCGGCGCGGCGGAGUCGGGGGCGAGCGAAGGCGCAGACAGGCAGCGGCGCAGAACAGCGGAGGCGCCCCAUGGGGACCACGCUGAGCUGUUGCGUGUCCCCCAAUGCCAGCCCCAAGCUGGGCCGGCACCCCCGGCCGGCGGAGCCGGACUACGAGUCUGAGAUCUACGAGGCGGUGGCCGGGGACACGGUGGCGGUAGUACCGGCGCCCGCUGCCGUGGAGCCUGUGGAGUUGGAUUUCGGGGCCGGCGAGGGUCACCACCUGCAGCACAUCAGCGACCGGGAGAUGCCUGAAGAUUUAGCUUUGGAAUCGAAUCCUUCUGACCAUCCAAGGGCAAGCACAAUUUUCCUGAGCAAAUCUCAAACAGAUGUGCGAGAAAAGAGGAAGAGCAACCAUUUAAACCAUGUAUCUCCAGGGCAGCUUACUAAAAAGUAUAGCUCAUGCUCAACAAUAUUUCUAGAUGACAGCACAGUCAGCCAGCCUAAUCUUAGAACCACAGUAAAAUGUGUGACCUUAGCAAUAUAUUACCACAUAAAGAACAGAGAUGCAAAUAGAUCACUGGAUAUUUUUGAUGAGAGGUCACAUCCACUCACACGAGAAAAGGUUCCAGAAGAGUACUUUAAGCAUGAUCCUGAACACAAAUUUAUUUACAGAUUUGUCCGUACCCUUUUCAGUGCCGCACAGCUAACAGCUGAAUGUGCAAUAGUAACUUUGGUUUACUUAGAAAGGCUUUUAACUUAUGCUGAGAUCGACAUUUGUCCCACUAACUGGAAAAGAAUUGUUUUGGGAGCGAUUCUUCUUGCCUCCAAGGUUUGGGACGAUCAGGCUGUAUGGAAUGUGGACUACUGCCAGAUCCUCAAGGACAUUACAGUUGAGGACAUGAAUGAAAUGGAAAGGCAUUUUUUGGAGCUACUUCAGUUUAAUAUUAAUGUUCCUGCCAGUGUUUAUGCCAAAUACUACUUUGACCUCCGCUCCUUAGCAGAUGACAACAACAUGAAUUUUCUAUAUUCUCCUCUUAGCAAAGAAAGAGCACAGAACCUAGAGGCCAUUUCCCGAUUGUGCGAAGACAAAUACAAGGACUUGUGUAGAGCUGCUAUCCGAAGGUCUUUGAGUGCUGAUCAUUUCACUGGUAUUCGGCGCUCUAAUGCCAUCCUGUCUUAAAGGGAGAAAUGAGGGGUUAUAACAUCAUGAACCCCUCAUCUACAGAGACUGGAAAAAUACCGCCUCUCCUGCUCAAAAACCAGCAAAGUUAGUAUUUUCACCAAAAAGAAAGAUCUCAAAUUCAAGAGACUCGUGGACAACGAGGAUUACACUCCAUAGGAAAGAAUGGGACCUUGUCAAUGUCAAGAACACUCUUCUGUCCUUUUUAAUGUAAACAGUUGCAAAAACCACUCCAAAGCAAAAGCUCCCAAACCACACAGAUACUUGCUUCUGUGUAGGCCAAUAGCUGUGAACUAUGUGAGGUUUUUUAAAUAGUUUAAAUUUUUAGACUUUUAAGACACUAACCAUAUACUUUUAUGUUUUGCCUAUUUCAUAUAACUUUUAUGUUUUUCCUAUUUUUCUUGCCUCCUUCCCCCAAAUAAUUGCUGCAUAUACCUUAAAAAUCAAUGCAGUAUUACCAUUAAAACAUGGGACUCUUUAACAACUCAUAAAACCACUGAAGCUGCUAGUCAUUGGCAAUCAUUUUAAACCAAAAAGCUGCUGGAUAACAUUUGUUGUUCAUUUUCUUUGCAAGCACUACUUAAUAGCAUUUUAGCAUGUUUGGGGCCAUAAACAGAGAAAGUAUCAGGUGUUUUUUCUAAAAGAACUCAUGACAUGUAACGGUAUCAGUUAUUGAUCAUCUACUUCUAUGGGGUCCACAUUGCCAUUUCUUGUAAACCAUAAUGGUGCUUCUCAUUUUCUGAUAAUUUUCCUCUUAUUUGGUAAAUAAAUGUAUUAAAAGAUAUUUUCAUAAUGCC
Messenger RNA from Propithecus coquereli (Coquerel's sifaka), 2162 nucleotides. RefSeq names its product cyclin Y-like 1 (gene CCNYL1). NCBI's taxonomy places the organism in Eukaryota, Metazoa, Chordata, Mammalia, Primates, Indriidae. Gene Ontology annotation, cellular component: plasma membrane. The record is from RefSeq and is a predicted model, not a curated record. Gene Ontology annotation, molecular function: protein kinase binding; cyclin-dependent protein serine/threonine kinase activator activity. The transcript has 10 exons. Gene Ontology annotation, biological process: regulation of canonical Wnt signaling pathway; regulation of cyclin-dependent protein serine/threonine kinase activity. Bases 274 to 1365 code for a protein of 363 amino acids.